AGGCCUUCUGUCAUUUAGCAGUUAGAGAUACAGACUCUCAAAAGUUUUGGUCAUCAUCCCUGGCAGCGCAAAACAAAAAGGAAAAUAACGUUAUUGCCUUCAUCUUCGGUUCCUAUGUGUUUUGAAGUGGAUACUUCCUUGAAAAUUUAGAAAGUAUGUCAGAGUUGGAAACAAUGAAUGUGAAUGGUCCUUCUCAAGACUUCCCCUACUCAGACUCACCCUUCUGUGUGGAAGCCAGCUCCUCCUCCUCAGACCUGCUUCAGCAUGAAACAAAGAAUGCAAGAAGGGGAAAUGAGUCUACACACACACUCUCUGAAGAUAUUUAUAGCAGCACAGAAGGCAGUUUGUUAGGGGACAUCAACCUUGGGAAUUACCCAGAGAGUAUACAGAAUCAACCAGCUAACACUAGGGUUUCUUCCUUGAGACAAUUUGAACCCAUCUGCAAGUUUCACUGGAUAGAAGCGUUUAAUGAUGAAAGGACAGUUCAAGACCUCAGGGGGGCAUUUUCUCACUCGGAGAAGCCAGAGUUGCAACGGCAGGUGUACAGUGACACAGCAGAUGCCAGCGAAGAGCCAGAUGCACUUAAGGAAGACAAUUCAAUGGAAAGUAACAUUUCCGAAAAUAAAGACGAACUUGUUCAUGAGCAUGUGAGGAAAUCUCCUAGAAGUCUGUGUCCAAACUACUACAGAGAAGAGACGCAGCCACUCACGGAAACGCCAUUGGUGAGAAGUGCCGUUGUAGAUGUCACCCUCAACAUCAGUCAGCCUCAAAGCUUUCUGGGUAAAGAAAAUGUCUGUAAAAAUGGUGAAAAUUUGUCUGAUAGUGAGAAUUGCUUCGACCAGCUUGACAUGAGAGCCAUUUAUAAAGCUGAGGAGCCUGAAGUUUCUUCGAAAGAAAUACAGAAUAAUGGGGUGAUUUCUGAGAUGUCAGAUAGUCACCAGGAGGAAGUCACAGAAGACGGUAUAGACAGUCUAGCCAUUACCUCACCAUGGUCUCCAGCUGGCAUCUUCAAGGGAAGUCGAUCUCAGGACCACUUCCUGAUGCCUGAUAGGGAGCUAGGCUUUGAGAGCUCGGAGCCUCUGGAAGAGGACAUGGCUUUAAAUGAAGCCUUGCAGAAAUUAAGACAGGCUAACAAAAAACAGGAGCUGCAGAUCCAAGACCUCCAUGGUAGGAACUUGAACUUAGAAAACAGGGUUCAAGAACUACAGACAAAGGUCACCAAACAGCACGUGUUGGUGGACAUCAUCAAUAAACUCAAGGUGAGCAUUGAGGAGUUAAUCGAUGAUAAAUACAACGUAAUCCUAGAGAAGAAUGACAUCAACAAGAAACUUCAGGAUCUGCAGGAGGCUUCAGCUAACACCAAAAAGCACCUUCAGGAAUCCAAGAAAGACAAGGAGAGCCUACAGCUCCAGGUGAAAAAGAUCAAGGUCCAUUACGUCCGCUUACAGGAAAGGUACAUUGCUGAGAUACAGCAGAAAAACAGAUCGGUCAGUCAGUGCCUGGAGAUAGAGAAGACCUUAAGCAAGAAAGACGAAGAGCUCCAGAGGCUGCAGCGCCACAAAGGAGAGCUAGAGAAGGCUACCAGCUCUGCCCUGGACUUGUUGAAGAGGGAGAAGGAGAUCCGGGAACAAGAGUUCUUGUCUUUUCAGGAGGAAUUCCAGAGGCGGGAAAAGGAAAACCUGAAAGAACGGCGGAAAUUGAAGUCAAGAGUUGAGAAGCUGGUCGCCCAAGUGAAAAGCUUGCUGUUCACCUGUGAGAGCGAGAGGGCCCAAACCACAGCACUCCAGCAGCAGGUCGAUGAGCUGAAGCUGGAGAACUUAGAACUCCGGCAGCAGGCUGCAAAGAAGGAGGCACAAGUUUGCACCCCUAGCUUUGAGAUUAUUCAGUCAAAGGAGCAGCUGGAGGAAGUGGUGGAGCCAGACAUCACCCAGGAUACAAAGGGGACACACUGUAAUUUGUUCCUGAAUUGCUCGUCUUGUAAAGAAAACCUGGCGCUCCAACCUAUGAAGAGAACUUCUCCACUGACCUCUAGAAUUCACAGCCUUUUGGCCCUGACAGUAGGACUUCUCACGUGUCAGGACCUCGCCAUUCCUGAUGCCGAGCUUUGCCAAGAGAGUAAGAAAGCUAAUGACAUAAUGCUGCAAAGACUGAAGGACUGUCAGCUUAAAAAGAAAGAUUUAGAUAAAGAGUUAUUGAAACAUAAAAACAGAAUUGCGACUCUUAAAGAGUUAAUUGCUAAUGAAAAGGCACUUCAGGACCACACCAUUGAGAUCACAGAUUUUGAUGCAGAAGAGGUCAAGAAUGCCAGAGAUGCCCCUGUGUUAUUGGCAGUCAAACUGGAUAAAUACCACAACCUAAAUGAGGAGCUUGAUUUCUUGAUCACAAAGCUGGGAGGCCUUCUGGAGAGCAAAGAAGACCACUACAGCAGGCUCAUCGAGGAGAAUGACAAGUACCGGAGACAUGUAGGCAGCCUGAUAAAUAAGGUAACGUCGUAUGAAGAAAUUAUCAAAUGUGCUGACCAGCGGCUUGAGAUAUCCCAUUCUCAGAUUGCACAUUUGGAAGAGAGAAAUAGACAUUUGGAAGAUUUAAUUAGAAUGCCCAGAGAGAAAGCCAAAAGGCCAAGACCAAGAUUAGAUAAUCACCCAAAAUCCAUGACCUUGAUAAAUCAUCUUGAGGGCCACCGUAAAGAAUGUUCUAUUUCCAUGUGAACUGACAGUAAUAUGUGAUUAAAUAUUCAUUCCUGAAGUUA
Messenger RNA from Grammomys surdaster, 2749 nucleotides. It is a transcript of the gene Cage1, whose product is annotated as cancer antigen 1. Bases 156 to 2708 code for a protein of 850 amino acids. The transcript is spliced from 12 exons. Lineage: Eukaryota; Metazoa; Chordata; Mammalia; Rodentia; Muridae. The record is from RefSeq and is a predicted model, not a curated record.